AAGCCAAGCCCAAUCAAAUGUAAUGACGCAUCACAUCAUCAUUAAUCCGCAUUGCAUUAAAAUAUCAACAUGCUAUAGGAAUAUAAAUAGAGGCCGCAGUGAUUUGCUGUGAAGUAGUUUUGUAUUGUAUUCAGACUUCAGAAGUAAAGUGAUCAACCUGACUUCAGUAUCGGAAUUGGUCGUUGUACACCAGGUAACUAUUGUGUUUUUUAUUUAUUUUCUAAUAUGUAUAAGUUGCCGAUUAUAUCUUGGAUAUAAGAUUAAGAUAUUGUUGUGUUGUAAAUUGUUUUUCUUGUUGUGCUAUGAACAAUGCAAACUGUAUUUGUCUAUAUCUUUUCAACAUUGACGGUUUUUCAUAGUAGAAAAAGCAUAUAGCUAUAUGUAAACUAUCCACGAUUUUUAUUAACAUGUAUAGGUAAUAUCUGUUCUCAUGAAUUAUAUUACCAACAGUUUAUGCGUCUUUCUUGUCCUCUUUUCCUAUUUCGUAACUUGCGCACAGCCGAAGGUCUUCUUGAAUUUUCGAACUAGAGUUUCAGGCCAAAAAAGGCUACUUGGCAGGACUUGAAUUAUGUGAGUACAAAGACAAUCCGGAUUCGUUAAAAACGGUUUCCAGAGUGGAACUCCUGAAAACACAACGAACGGCAGUGUAACCAGAACGAUGACGUAAAUUGAUGAUAUUUGAGACCAUUCAUGCACCCACGCUAAUAACAUACAAUUGAAAGGGCUCGCUCUUGAUAUUUUUCUCUAGAUGUUUCAACAUGUUUCUUGUUUGUAUACACUCACACCAAGGAUUAUAGACUUUGGCAAGUUUUUUGUCUUUGUUUAUGAUUAGCGACAAAAUUAGGUAUUUUCGAGGUAGUCACUCAUUAGCGGAUUGCCAGGUUUUGCUCGCGUCGCUUCACAUGCAAACUUGCUCCUAGGCUCAUUACAUUCGAUGGCGCAUGCUUUGUAAAUUAAUUUAGCGCAUAUUCGUAUCGUUUUCGCGGAUACAUCACAUGUGGACGGUCGAAAACCCAACGAAUUAGGUCUUCGACGUUCGUGUGUUUAAUCCUAUUAUCCCACUUAAUAAUUAAUUAAGUCAAAUCACUCAUUUCCAAAUUAACACUAGACUGAAGUAGGCCUACCUUAUAGAUGCAUCACAGUAACUGUGUAUGCAUAUAUAUCAUAUACAUGCAUAUAUUAGUGUGAAUGGUAGUAUAUAUUUUGAAUCUAUUGUUUUCUGACUUGAAAUGGUGCAUAACGGUUCGACGGAGGACGGACUUACGUUUCUUCUUUAUAUAAGAAUUACGUACGUAUUGAUAUUUUUAUGACUCGUGUCUCUACGUUGCAUGACCUCUGUUGUCCUUGAAAAUUUCAUGGUUAUUUUGGUAACUACAUUAUAGUUAUUCAGUUUGUCCGAUUGAAAUUUGAGUUCUAAUUCAGAUCAAAUAUUUUCAUUCAAACUAUUAAUGAGAAUUGGUAAAUUAAUUUUCAUAAUGAAAAUGCCAGCACUAAAAUUAAUCCUCCUUAUAGCUGCAAUUAUUUCCUUUCGAGCUUUCGAAAGCUUAGAUCCAAGAAUGUUAAAAACUCAUUCAACCAGUCACAAAUUACAAUAUACAGACGUGAAUGGCUCAGUUGAAACUAGUGCUAAACUGUACUGGCGAAAUAACCAAGAAGGACACAUUAAUAUUUGGUAUUUUUACUUUUCCUUGCAGCUCAACUAAGAUGAUUAUUGGAAGCAUUUUAUUCGUUAUUACCUUUGUGAGUUUGGAUUUGUCUUCAGGCCAGUCAGGUACGGUUUAUAUAAGAAGUGGUAUUAUAUAGAGGUCAGUCACGAUUUUUAGAGUGGAAGAAGAGUGGAGCAAGAGUAGAGGAAGUGUGUCGAAAGGGUGAUGUGACAUGUUUGAGGUGAUGUGAGGCGGUUAAUGAGGCGGUUACGGAAAUUAGUACUCCUGUAGUUGUAGUGUAUGACCUAGGGUUGGCCAAGAGUCUUUAUAACUUCAUGUCCAUAUAAGUGUACAAGACAUGACAACUGCAACAAAAUUUGGGCAAAUAUAUCAGAGAAUAUUUUACUACAAUUCUCCUUACAAAUUUCGUAAACUUUCAAGUGCCCCCUCCCCUUCCGCAAAGGAUCGACCCUGUGUGCACUUAUGUCCACGCCAGACGCCACAACUUUCACUUCACAGUUGGGACGGAAUAUACGAGAACUGCAUGCAGAAGUGCUUCAAUCAACUGAUUUCCAUAUUUAUGACUUUUUCCAUAUCUUUAUUUUAGACGCCAACCUUCCAUCCUUAUGUUGUAUUACUGGUGACAACAGGAACUACAGAGUGAACACAACAUUUAUAACCGCUGAUUGUAAAUCUAAAUGUGUGUGUACUCAUGAUGCAUAUCUUGCAUGUAUUCCACUUUGCCCUAAAGCAAUCCUAAAGUGUCCUGUUGGUUUCAUACAACAAAUUGUCAGCAAACCUAUCAGAAGUAAUAACCAAAUUUGUUACUGUCCAAAAUACGAGUGUGUACCAAUACAAGGGUCAGGUAUGUUGUUGUAUAAUCAUGAAUUACCAUAUCAAUUACCAUGCUGCCAUCAAUUACCCUUAAACCUAGUUCUCAUUCAUCGCAAACUGUCACCGACGAUCGGCGACGCUUAUCGCCGAUGGUCGCCGAUCGCGAUCAUCGGUGAUCGUCGCAGAUGACAGCCGAUGUGUUUCGAAAUUUCCCACCAAGGCACAAAAUGGCCCCGUUCAACGUAAAGUUCAUGAUUUCUGUCAAACUUAAUUCAGUUGAUUAUUUCCUUACUGUCUAAUCAUUUAUAUAUAUAUAUAUAUAUAUAUAUAUAUAUAUAUAUAUAUAUAUAUAUAUAUAUAUAUAUAUAUAUAUAUAUAUAUAUAUAUAUAUAUAUAUAUAUAAUUAGUUGAUUCAAUUAAUUUUUUCGUUUUUUGAAUUAGCCACCGCUUCCAGCACGAGUUGUUCUAAUGGGAGUAAGCUGUAUCAACCAGGAGAUGAGUUCGUCACAAAUUGCAAUAAAAGAUGUCGUUGUCAAAAUAAUGGUCAAGUAAAAUGUGUUUCUUUGUGUCCAAAUGACAAAUCUAGUUGUAUGGUACAUCACACUAAAAAGAAUGUGUUAGUACCAACACUGUACAACAAGUGUCAAUGUACAGCAAAGGCUUGCAAACCAAAACCAUAUAACGGUAAGUUCAUGAUGAUUGGCGAGAUGAACACUGUAUAAGUCCUAAAUUUACAGCAUGUAUACUAUUUGUAAGAUUUAGUGAAUCUUUUGCUUACUUAAUUUGUUCCGCCAUCGGUAUUUUCUUCAAUAUAAGGCUGAUUAUAACAGAGAUUAAUCAUGUCAAUAUAUCUAUAAAUCGGGUAUCGGUUAACCAUACUGGAUUUAGAGAGGUUCAGAUUUGACUUCCACUACCUCCGUCUCAUCAGCGGACACUUUAAUAAUACGCAUUUCAUUGGUUAAUGCAUGGUAAGGUAGCGGUAGUGGAUGUAAUAUAUGAACCUCUCUAUUAGAUCAUCAAUGACUUGACAACAUACUCUAUAUUAUAUUAUACAUUACAGAUACAUGCAUAGCUCUUGAAAGCUAGAAUUAUUAAACGUCAAACAGUUCAAGACCCAUACUACAUUAAUUGAGUCUCUGAAAAACGUCCUAAAAGGGUUAUUAAACGUCUAAUCUUGAUUCCUAUUUGCCCAUAGGUGCAUGUGUAUACCUUUUUGUAGGUUUAAGGUCUAUUUUUUGGCAGCUAACAUCUACUGUAUUCUGCAGACAAUAGAAAACAAUGCUCAUGCAUGACUUGCAUGUAACAUGAAAAUCACUAUAUAUACGCCUUUUCGAGGUUCACAACGCCAUCUUGGCAUGAUGCCAACUCCGAAAAGGCGUACAUUGUAGUCGUGUUUAGAGCCAUUUAAACUAACGUCUAAAUUUUACAUGUAAGUUUAUUGCUUAAAUUUGCUUUUCAUUUUGUACAGACAAAUGUGUUGUGAAUGGUCAUACGCACACGUCAGGUGAUAGUUUUGUGUCUUCUGAUUGUUCAAACAAAUGCACAUGUCACCCUGGAGGAAACAUAUUCUGUGUCCCGCUCUGCUCAUCUAAAGGAAUUACUUGUAAACUAGACGAGCAAGCAGUUCAAGUGCAAAAAAAGGUUAUCAAUACUACCUGCACAUGUCCAGCUUUGAAAUGUGUAAAGAACAGUCAAACGAUAUCUGUUGUUGGCCACGUUGUUAAUCCAAGCAUACAAGGUAUCACAUUUUAUUUAAUAACCAAUUACCAUAUAUGCAUGAUGCAUGGAGCUACAACCUGUUUCCGGUUGAUAUCGACAGGCUUGAACAAGGUAGCGCUGCACCCUCAGAACAAGUUGUAACAGUGCUGUAACAACAUUGUUGAAAGGGUCUUGAAAACUUUGUUUCGAGGGUGAAGCCAUCUCUGUUCAAGCCUGUCGAUAUCAGUCGGAAACAAGCUGUUCGUUUUGACAGUUAUUCAAACAUUGUCAGCAAAAUUUUAAAAGGACUGACUGUGUCGUUUUGAAAAUGAUAGGCAUAUGGGUGUUGUUUUGGCAGACUCUAUAGACUCUAACCGACUAACCUACCUCCCUGCCUACAUCCUUAGCAUAUGAAAUCUUCAGCUGGUAAUAGCCCUGCGAUUUAUAAUCAAAUUCAAGAAGAAAUCAUAUGAGCAAUGUUUAUAAUAUAUAGAAUAAAUCUUAUAGUUUGAAUGGUUUACAUUUUUUUAUUUUUCUAGUAUCAACAAAACAACCAGUUCUUCCCAAGCACUCAUGUACAACACCAAGUGGAAAGAUUUUUAAUAUUGGCGCGGUUUUCUCUGACAACAACUGUACUUCUCAAUGCUUUUGUCAAAAUGGCGGCGUAAUUUCAUGUCAUGCUUUGUGUUCACCUAGUGUGCCUGAUAGUUCGUGCACGAAUCACAAAACCGUACAAAUGCCAACUGGUUUACCUGAUGCCCAAGGGAAAAGCUGUUCUUGUCCCGUUGUCACGUGCAUUUGAAGUUAACCGUUUAUCUUAAAACGUCAGUUGCUUAAAUUUUUAGACUGUAGUUAUAAAUGAACACGUUAGUUUAACUUUAGCAGUUAGCCAUAGCCGUUCAUUUUUUCUCAGAAGGAGUUGUCUGGUAGUUUUCAUGUCAACCAUAAAAAAAUUCACCUAAGAAUGGAUGUAGUGAACGUACUAUUUACAUGGUUAUUAUGCAACGUAGUAAACGUACUACUUACUACAACGUAGUGAACGUACUACUUACAUGGUUAUAAUGCAACGUAGUGAACGUACUACUUACAUGGUUAUAUAUAAUGCAACGUACAGUGAACGUACUACUUACAUGGUUAUUAUGCAACGUACAGUGAACGUACUACUUACAUGGUUAUAAUGCAACGUAGUGAACGUACUACUUACAUGGUUAUAAUGCAACGUAGUGAACGUACUACUUACAUGGUUAUAUAUAAUGCAACGUACAGUGAACGUACUACUUACAUGGUUAUUAUGCAACGUACAGUGAACGUACUACUUACAUGGUUAUAAUGCAACGUAGUGAACGUACUACUUACAUGGUUAUAAUGCAACGUAGUGAACGUACUACUUACAUGGUUAUAUAUAAUGCAACGUACAGUGAACGUACUACUUACAUGGUUAUUAUGCAACGUACAGUGAACGUACUACUUACAUGGUUAUAAUGCAACGUAGUGAACGUACUACUUACAUGGUUAUAAUGCAACGUAGUGAACGUACUACUUACAUGGUUAUAUAUAAUGCAACGUACAGUGAACGUACUACUUACAUGGUUAUUAUGCAACGUACAGUGAACGUACUACUUACAUGGUUAUAAUGCAACGUAGUGAACGUACUACUUACAUGGUUAUAAUGCAACGUAGUGAACGUACUACUUACAUGGUUAUAUAUAAUGCAACGUACAGUGAA
Paramuricea clavata is the source of this 5904-nucleotide messenger RNA. The record is from the annotation of a GenBank genome assembly. Lineage: Eukaryota; Metazoa; Cnidaria; Anthozoa; Malacalcyonacea; Plexauridae.